AAUCACCGCGCACACCGGCGCUUAGCCUAUACUGUAAAUGUCGCUCCGCAGCCACUUUGUUUAGAACGAGUUUGGGAAUUGACAGGCGGAUUUUUAAAAAGAAUAAAUUAUAAUUCGUGACAGUUUUUCGUUCUUUUUCCCGUUUUCUGUGGUGUGUGCGGUCGCUCGAGAAGCUCAUUGGUUGUUGCAGAUCUUAUAUUCUCUCCUCUUGUGGGAAAGUCUGGUGGGUAGGUGUGAGGAGGCAUCUGGCGUGUGGGAAGCAGAGUUUUUGGACAUUUAAAAAAAAAAAAAUCACGAUUCACUUCAUGUCAUCUGAGUGGCUCGUGUCAAACGGCGGUGCACGUAUACAUUUUGAGACCUUUUUUUAAAGUUUACCCCUGGGAGACGUGUCGGAAUUACGCAAAGGACGGCGCUGCAUUUCCAGAGGACAGCUUAUUAUUUUCUUUUCUGCGCACCUAUCCUCAGAAAUGUGGACAUAUGUGACUUUGCCUAGGUGUGAAUGCUGAGGGAUGCCAAGAGGUGAAGUAGAAGAGCUUUAUUUUUUCUCUAGUGUGGAGUUAGUGCCUAUUUGUUUCCAGUGCGCCAAGGGGUCGGAGUGGUAAUUGUGGUUGACCCUUAUUUGCAUUUAGCUGACACUCUCAUCCAGAGCGACUUACAAUGAGUGAGCAGGGAGGGUUUGAGUGUCUUCCUCAAGGGCAUCUCGACGGGGCACCCGGUUGUUGAUGGACUCACUGGCUGAUGCAGGGAUCGCACCUACUACCUUUUGGUCACGGGACGGUCUCUCCAACCGACAGGGUGCUCUGUCACCACCAAAACAAGCACUACAACAUUUUACAGUAUGGAUUACUGGACGUUUCACUCCCUACAAAUCCAUGCAACAACUUUUUUGGGGGGAUGGGUUUAAUGAAGUCCAAAGUGUGUUAACUAACGUCACAGCCAUUUCUUAGUAUGACUCUUACCUUUUAAAAAAAUCCCAGUGAUUUAUAGGCAUUAGUCUCAUUGUUUUGACGCAUUACUAUUAAGACUUAAGAUUUCUCCCUGUCAAGAGUUGUAAAUCUCGUCGGCUCCCAUGGGACUGAGGCAUUCGUCGCGUUGUUUGCUGCUACGGAGGAAGAUGGCGGAGGCGGACAGCUCUGAGCGGCAGCAGCCGGUCACUUCCUCCCUUUCUCAGUCUGCCCAGCCCUCCUCAAUGCCCAAACCAGUGCCUACUACCCACCACGUGCCCUGUGUCCCCCACACGCCUCAUGUAGCAGCUCUGCCCACCUGUCCCAGUCGAGGCAAAAUAGCCAAGUUUAUCAGCCCGGAGGAAAUGACGUCGCGGGACUACUACUUUGACUCCUAUGCCCACUUUGGCAUCCAUGAGGAGAUGCUGAAAGACGAGGUGCGGACUCUGACCUACCGGAACGCCAUGUACCACAACAAGCACGUGUUCAAGGAUAAGAUCGUCUUGGAUGUGGGCAGCGGCACGGGUAUCCUGUCUAUGUUCGCAGCCAAUGCUGGUGCCAAACACGUGUAUGGGAUUGAAUGUUCAAGCAUAUCAGAGUAUUCCGAGAAGAUUAUCAAGUCUAAUCACCUACACAAUGUCAUUACCAUCUUCAAGGGCAAGGUGGAGGAGGUGGAGCUGCCUGUGGAGAAGGUGGACAUCAUCAUCUCGGAGUGGAUGGGCUACUGCCUCUUCUACGAGUCCAUGCUGAACACAGUCAUCUUUGCCAGGGACAAGUGGCUGAAACCUGGAGGCCUGAUGUUCCCCGACAGAGCAGCUCUCUACGUGGUGGCCAUAGAGGACAGGCAGUACAAGGACUUCAAAAUACACUGGUGGGAAAACGUGUACGGCUUUGACAUGAGCUGCAUUCGUAAUGUAGCCAUCAGGGAGCCCCUAGUGGAUGUGGUAGAUCCGAAACAGUUGGUGACCAACUCCUGCCUCCUCAAGGAGGUGGAUAUCUACACGGUGAAACCAGAGGACCUGUCCUUCACCUCAGCCUUCUGCCUGCAGAUCCAGAGGAACGAUUACGUCCAUGCCCUGGUCACCUACUUCAACAUCGAAUUCACCAAGUGUCACAAGAAGACCGGCUUCUCCACUGCUCCAGACGCCCCCAGCACGCACUGGAAGCAGACAGUGUUUUACCUGGAGGACUACUUAACAGUCAAGAAGGGAGAGGAGAUCUUUGGCAGCAUUGCAGUCAGGCCCAAUGAGAAGAAUGUGCGUGACCUGGAGUUCACCCUGGAGCUAGACUUUAAAGGACAACUAUGUGAGGCAGCCAUUUCCCAUGACUAUAAAAUGCGUUAGGAGCAAGAAGGCACCGAUGCAGACCCACCCUCAGCCCCUCUGGACACACCUAGAAAGGGGGAGGGAGCAAGCUCUCCAAUGAAGCUCUCCGGUUGGCCAGCGAGGGUGACCAAAACGCAUCGGGAUUGGAUUCCAUCAUGCCAGCACCUAAGUGAUGUCAUCAGAGUAAGCAAGUAACUACGAGCAAUAGUGCUAUCAUCUGUACCAACUUGAUUGCCUGGGGCAAGUCGCUGAAUGUAAUAUCCUCAAUGAACUUGAUUUUUUUUUGUCAUUAGUUUCUGGAAGUUUGAAUUAUUUUGAGUGUAUCAGCAAAACCACGAGCAUUUAUAUUGUAGGUGAAGCAAACUGGCUGAGGAUUAAGAGAGUUACAGCGCAGUCAUUCACUGUUUUUCCUCAUGUCAUUUGAACUAUGUUAAGAUUUAACCUGUAUAUUUGUAUACAGUCUGCAGUAAUUCAUGGAGUAUUUUUUAUUUUAUUUUAUUAUUAUUUGCAUGUGAAAGGUUUUGGUUCCCAUUGAUUUCACUCUAAUGUGAAAUGUGAUUUUAUUUAUUACUUUAAUUGCUAAUUGAAGAUUGUUCAAAACUACUGUACUUUUGCACCAGACAGAGUGGAAAAAUGCCUCGGAGCAGUAACAAAUACAAAUGCAAUAUGUUGUAUACCAGUUUGUUUUGGAAACUGAAUGAACAGACAAGAUGAUGGAAGAGAUCAAUAAGAUAAAGAAUAAAGUAAAGAAUU
Molecule: messenger RNA, 3022 nt
Organism: Myripristis murdjan (pinecone soldierfish)
Lineage: Eukaryota; Metazoa; Chordata; Actinopteri; Holocentriformes; Holocentridae
Product: protein arginine N-methyltransferase 8-B-like
Exons: 10
Coding region: 1070-2287 (405 amino acids)
Biological process (GO): peptidyl-arginine methylation, to asymmetrical-dimethyl arginine; chromatin remodeling
Cellular component (GO): plasma membrane
Molecular function (GO): protein-arginine omega-N asymmetric methyltransferase activity; protein-arginine omega-N monomethyltransferase activity; histone methyltransferase activity
Source: RefSeq, a predicted model, not a curated record